Messenger RNA from Dicentrarchus labrax (European seabass), 2299 nucleotides. RefSeq names its product GRAM domain-containing protein 2B. Bases 161 to 1435 code for a protein of 424 amino acids. The record is from RefSeq and is a predicted model, not a curated record. The transcript has 14 exons. NCBI's taxonomy places the organism in Eukaryota, Metazoa, Chordata, Actinopteri, Moronidae.
UCCCGGCUCCUCCUCUGUCGGGCUGCUCGGCUCCAUCGAGCGAUCUUCCCAAAAAACUUUCCGUGCCAAGAGGUUUUUUAGUUCUUGUCUGCGUUACAUUGAGACACUUGGAGGCCGUGCAGGGAGGAGAGUCGCGUUUAUAAGAUAUGACAUAUAAGACAUGGUACUGAUGACCGAGCAGGCGGACAGACCUCUGACCCCGUUAUCUGCACCAGAGCAACUUUUCAACAAGGACUCCCGAGGGAAUCGGUCGACGUCUGAAGUGGAGAAUGGAGGUGAGAGGAGACAGAGGUGGCCUGGACGGUCACCUGCGGACCUCCACCUGUGUCUGGACACAGAGUCGGACCCCUCAGAGAGCAGGAAGAAACCCAGCCUGAGGCUGAAACCUGUGGAGCAGCUUUCACCGAUGCUGAGUCCAGGCGACUGUGAAGUGAAGUUUGAGAGGAAGAAACCGCAGCCCAGCCACUUAUCAAAGCCAAAUGCACAGUAUCAUAAGUUAUUCAAGGAGGUCAGCAAGGACGAGUUACUCAAACAAAGUUACACUUGUGCCCUGCAGAGAGACAUUUUAUAUCAGGGCAAGAUGUUCGUCUCCGAUAACUGGAUCUGUUUCCACUCCAAAGUCUUUGGCAAAGACACCAAGAUUUCAAUUCCUGUGACGUCUGUGACGUUUAUCAAAAAGACUAAAACUGCGUUAUUGGUGCCAAACGCUCUCGUGAUUGAAACCAAAAGUUAUCAGCACGUGUUUGUGUCCUUUCUGUCUCGAAACACCACCUACAAACUUCUGAAGUCCAUCUGUGUUCAUUUGGAGGUGGAUAAGACUUGUAACAGCCCCGUUACGUCCUCCUGUGAAAACAGCUUCAGAGUGAAAUGCCCGCAGUCUCUUCCUCUGGACUUCUCCAGAGACUUCUCCGACCUCGACGGGGUUGUGCAACAAAGGCGGCAGGAGAUGAUGGAGAGCAGCAGCUCCGGCUCUCAAACACCAGAUUAUGAGAAAAUAACCGACUUCAGCGGCCUGCCGGACACGUUUCUGAGCGCAGUGAAGAGCGGAGAGGUUUCGGUCCACGCAGACAUUCACCUCCAGACUCCGAGCCAAAAGCAUGGAGCCGUUCCCCUCAUGAACGGGUCAACUAAACCGACCCGAGCAGUCAAAGACAAGUCCUCGCAGCCCAUGUCGUUACACGCCAUCCUCCUCAUCUAUUUGUUUUUAGUGAGUGUUCUGGUCCUGUCCUCCUGUUACAUGGCCUUCAAGAUUGUGGCUCUGGAGCAUCGUUUGAACUCCCUGGUGUCGAUGGGGGAACACAUUCGCAAUGAAAACGCUGUGAGCCACAGGUCCCAGAGUGAAAUGAAUGCUGAGAUCUACGGAGAGCUGUCGACCAACUUGUUCAAGCUUGAAAAGAUUCAAAGAAACCUCCGGAAGCUGCUCGAGGAGACUUAAAAAGAAGAUUGUUGGCCUGUCCGGACAGAAGCUUUAUCUUUUUAUUAAAAAUACUGGGAGGGUUGUUUUUAUAUCACUGAAGAUCCUCGGAUCAGUUCGGACGUUACAGAAAAGCUUUCCUUAAACUUGUGUGAACUUUUAACCUUUAAAAUUGUGCAAUAAUAGCUUCUUUCUCCUUUCUCAGGACUCUUUUCUGAACAAAAUAUUGUGCUGGAGGAUAAAUUGAAGCAGCGUGUUAGUGUGCCAGUGUUAGCCAAGAGAAUUUAUAUAUAUAUACAUAAAUAUAUAUAUAUAUAUAUAUAUAUAUAAAUAUAUAAAUAUAUGUAUGUAGUAUUUAUGUAAGAGCUUUUUAUUUUGUAUUUCACAAUAGUGGGAUUUUUAAGGUCCAAAGGUCCUAUUUCAAUGUUUUCCAAACAUUCCUUAAAAGGUCAAUUUGUGCUGUUUAUUGUUGUUUUUAGCUGCCAAUUAAUUAUAUUUAUGUCGUGUAUAUAUAAAUCACUCAGCUGGGGACGUUUGUACAAUAUCUUUUGACUGCUUUUAUAGACAAUAACUUCUUAGUGAGUAGUCUUUGCUAAGUGAAAACAUGUUUAAAUAAUAUGAAAAUGAGACAAAAUCAACAGUUUUUUAUUGUAAAUGUGGUUUUAACCAUUUAAUUUACUUGUUUUCUUCACUUAUUGAUCCGAAGCGCUUCUUAACUGAUCAUAAUUUAAUUAUUCGUCCUGUUUUACUUACCACUGAAACCUGUUUCAGUGAUUUCAGGAGUGUUUUUAAUGGUUAUGAACCCUUUUGUUUACAUGUAAGAUCACAGACUGUGCCUUUAACUGUGUGUCGCAGUCCAAAAAUAAACGUCUCUCGUGCAGCGUC